Molecule: messenger RNA, 1713 nt
Organism: Leishmania braziliensis MHOM/BR/75/M2904
Lineage: Eukaryota; Euglenozoa; Kinetoplastea; Trypanosomatida; Trypanosomatidae
Exons: 1
Coding region: 1-1713 (570 amino acids)
Source: RefSeq, a predicted model, not a curated record
AUGUGCAGCCACUCACUGUACCUUCGAAGUGCUCGUGAUGUCGGUGCAUCAGAGGGGUCAGUGCCCGUUGGCUCCGCCCAAGCUGUCCGUGAUUACGUCGCCUACCUCCAGUACAGCGAGUUCCGCAGGAAACUCGCUACGGAGUUGGCAACACUCAAUGCCGCGACACCCUCUGAGACCACGAGGUCUCCUCUACCGGCAGUGGCUGCCCUAGCCGGAGUUCCGCACGCUGAACAUAGUGUACGAGGAGAUGGAGGAGGAGAGGUAUACGAUGUGGCGCAGUCUUGGUUACUUCCAUGGGAUGAGGAUGAUGUAGGCCACGACGGCGCUUAUGGCUACGGUGUACAGCCCCUCGACUGCGAUCGCGCCUACGCGUGCCACGCGAGCCGACCGCAGAACUGGUUCACCGCGGCGGAACUGUCUUCUUUUCGCGGGAGAACUCUUUCAGAGGAGGAGGCGCUUACAGGGAUGGGCGAUGGUCGUCACGGACGGUCACCUGUAGCGGCAACAGCGUCGCCAAUGUCGGCCGCUGCAAGCGCACCGAUGCUUCCGUCUUCUACUGCCGCUCUUCCACUGUCGCCGCUUCCUCCUGCCGUGACCCUAGCGGACGCACCAGAGAGCGCGCUCCACCUACAUCGCUCGCCUCAGCUAUUGGCUGCUACGGAUUCCUCUCUGUCGUCCUCUUCUGACUCUUUUUCAUCUUCCGUGUCAACAGCGUCUCUGGAGGCCUAUGAGAGCGCGGCGCGAGCCACCAGUGGCGUUGGUGGCGCUCCCCACGACCGGCGCCAACGGAGGUAUCUUGGCGAGGAGCUGGGCUACGGUGAGUUCGUGGCCUUAGGAGACUCGGAGGGGCUAUUUUUUAUCGAGCACGUGUUGCUAGCGCACGAGCCGGUGCGAGGUGCGACCCCUGCGCCGACGGCGGGGGCGCGGUGGACGGAUGACGCCUCAGAGAAGGUGACUGAGGACAGCGAGCACGGUUUGACGUCGCAGAGCUCACAAGGUGCCCACUUCGCUCCAGCAGCAUCACAGAAGGCGACGGCAGCUACGGCCGCGACUUCUGAGGCGUCGUUCCCGUCGCACGCUGACCCGAUCGUCACACUAACGGUGCGGCAGCAGUGUCGCCUGCUGGAACUCAUCUCUGUUGCCGAUUUUAUGGGCACUCAGUCCCUGGUGGAGCUUUGUGCGACGUACCUGGCAACAUGGUUGAUGGAUCACACGGACGAAGAAAUCGUUCAGUCCUUCCUCACGACGGUAGGCCUGAGUUGUGCUGCAGCUGCUACAGAGGCAUCCGUCAGGGUCACGGGUGCUGCAUCCUACAACGAGCCUUGGAUUGCGGCAGCUCUGAGAGACGACGUCGCGCCCGAGAAGUCUGGCAGGGAUGCCAACGUGCCGUUGCCGUCUGUAGGCGUUUCAUCCACGUCUGGGGUGGGCAAGUCGCGCACGGAGACGGCGACAACUGCUGCUAAGAAGCGCCACGCUACCAUAACGGCAGCCGCGCCAAAACACGCGGGUAAACAAAAGGGCCACCGCGCCGCUUCAAUGGACGUAACCGCUGCGGAGCCGUCGAAUUGCGAUGAAGGCGCUAGGGCCUCCUCCACCGUGUUGACCGCCGGUGACCCCGCAUGCGCGCCACUUCUGCUGACAGGCGAUCAAAGACUAGCGCUCCUGCGGCAGAUGAAGCGUGACAACUCCAUUAUUGUGUCUCCCUAUUGA